ACCAGAUACUCUUACCAAUUGCUGUAAGUCGAUUCAACAUAUCGAAGGAAUUUCAACAUCCCGCUCUCCAUUACUUAAGCAAUGAGAGAGUAUCAUGGCUUCUCUUGGUGGUAACAUUUUACCCCCUGACCCAUAUACAAAUAUCUAUCUUGCUGGAGUAGUAGUUGUCUUAUUGGUAGGCGUAUGCUACUCUACAAUACUUUCGAAGAAAGCAAAAGACAGCGAGAAUCCUGGUCUCGUACAGUCGUUAUGGCUUUUCUUCUAUACAUGCUUCCUCAAACCGCAUGAUGGCGACAACAAUGGCAACCAGCAGGAUGCCCUUGAAAGCUUUUACAAGACGCAGGCCGGUGCGUACGAUGCGACGAGGAAGGCCCUCCUAAAGGGUCGCGAGGACAUGUUAGCUCUCGCAGCUGCUCAGCUCUCUUAUCGAGCAACACAGGGUGGCGAGAAGAAGGGACGUGUUUGGGUAGACGUUGGUGGAGGGACUGGUUGGAACAUUGAAACUAUGUCCAAAUUCGUCGAUGUUGCCCAAUUCUUUGACAGCGUUUACCUGGUUGACUUCUCUCCGUCUCUCUGUGAAGUCGCUCGCAAGCGUUUCGAGAGACUAGAGUGGAAGAACGUCAAAGUUAUCUGUCAAGAUGCAAGGAAAUUCCGCUUAGAAGACCACGAGCCUUACCAAGGUAGGCGCGCCUCCGGUUCACCGAAUCGGAACUACUUCCUCCAGGAGAGACCCAGACAUGGCGGUGCCGACUUGAUCACUAUGUCAUACAGCUUAUCUAUGAUUCCUGACUACUAUUCUGUUAUUGAUUCGCUGCCGUCUUUACUGGCUGCGAAUGGUAUAGUUGGCGUGGUUGACUUUUAUGUUCAAUCUCAAGUCGAUAUUAGCUUCCGAAAUUAUACUGGUGGCCAUGUUAACCGCCAUGUCAAUUUCUUCGGCAGGACAUUCUGGCGUGCGUGGUUUGAUAUUGACCGAGUUGCUCUCGAACCUGGAAGACGUGACUAUCUUGAGUAUAGCUUCGGUACAAUCUUGAAUGUAAACAACCGAAACUACGCUCUGGGUGCAAUUCCCUAUUAUAUAUGGCUGGGAACUCAUAAACAACCAGCAUCAUCUAGCCUCCCACACGAAAUUGUUGAAAAGCUGGAUGCUCUGGUUACCGAGUCACCAUAUAUUUACCCAGAUAAUCACUCAGCCGCUCUGUCUCGCGCAGUCGAAAGAGCUACGCUAGAGAUCCGAUCUAAGGCUUUCGACGCCGCUAUUGUCAAUCUUUCUUCUAACUUGCCUCUCCCGUCCUUUUUCUAUCAGAACCAUCACUAUAGGAUUUAUUAUGACGAUCAACUCAAGAAACAUACUCAAUUCAACGACGAGUAUAUCUAUGCCUUUACUUGGGAAGAUACUCGUGUCGAUGAACGAAUCCUCAAACUGAAGUCGGAUGAUGUGGUGUUGGCUAUCACCAGCGCCGGCGAUAACCUUCUUUCUUAUGCUCUACAGGGACCGGCUAGAAUACAUGCGGUCGAUUUAAAUCCGACGCAGAACCACCUUCUCGAGCUCAAAGUAGCCGCAUUCUCUUCUCUCCCCUAUGGAGACUUUUGGAAGAUUUUCGGCGAGGGCAAGCAUCCCGAGUUCCGGUCCUUGCUUAUCUCAAAAAUGUCCCCUCACCUAUCUAGUCGUGCGUUCCAAUACUGGCUUAACAAUCACCACAUCUUCACUAAGACUCAGGGUGGUCUGUACGACACGGGUGGAUCGAAACAUGGAAUUCGCAUCUUCCGCUGGAUUUCUCGCGUAUUUGGAUGCCGAUCCGCUGUUAAAGAGCUACUCGCUGCCAAGACCUUAAACGAACAGCGUGAAAUCUGGCGCAACAAGAUUCGCCCGGCACUCCUUUCCCGCCUAGUCUCCAAGUUCAUCGUAAGCCAAGAAUCAUUCCUGUGGACGGCACUAGGAGUGCCCAAGAAUCAGCUCGCAAUUAUUGAAGAAGACCAUGCUGUAUCGGAAGCAGUUUGCGGUCCUGGCGCACGAGCUAAGAACACGCGCUCCCACGCCAUCUGGGAGUACAUGGUCAAUACGCUGGACCCGAUGGUAGAGUCGACGCACAUCGCGGCUGACAAUCCGUACUACCUAGUGUGUCUCGACGGUAAAUUCAGUCGAACCUGCCAUCCAGACUACCUCUCACCUCAAGCGCACGCCCGACUCUCUCGCUCGGGGGCGUUCGAUGGGCUACGCAUCCACACGGAUGAGAUCGACGAAGUGCUCGCACGCAUUGCGUCUGGUACCCUGACAGUAGCUGUUGUUAUGGAUAGCAUGGACUGGUUCGAUCCAGGAUCAAACGCUGCUGCGGCACAAAUUUCUAAGCUCAACCGGGCGCUACGCAUAGGCGGACGUGUUAUGCUACGCUCCGGGGGUCUCCGGCCUUGGUAUCUAGCCGAGUUCGAACGGCACGGGUUCUCAGCUAAAUGCAUGGGCGAACGUACGGGAGGCAAGUGCAUCGACCGCGUGAACAUGUACGCAAGCUGCUGGAUCUGCACCAAGCGCGAAAACCUGCCUCCGUCGACCCCAGAGACGGAAUCGGUGGCUGGUUCCGAGAUCACCUCUUUACAGAUUUGAGAUGUAUUCAAAUACAUUAGAGAAGAAUAAGCCGCGACGGUCUCUAAAGGGCGUCCCAGGAUGAGACUUACUCAAUUACAUUCUAGUCGCUCAUUACCAUAUAUUAUACCAUUUAGUGAUUGAUAUAUGGAACUUGGUGUGGCUCAGAUUCACUUAACAGGUACCCAAACUAUUCACAAAUAAGUUUGAAAACUUUAUGAUAACAUUUAUAAUAACUAUCAAAUUUACCUAAACUACC
Messenger RNA from Daldinia decipiens, 2837 nucleotides. RefSeq lists its product as uncharacterized. The record is from RefSeq and is a predicted model, not a curated record. Bases 95 to 2599 code for a protein of 834 amino acids. Lineage: Eukaryota; Fungi; Ascomycota; Sordariomycetes; Xylariales; Hypoxylaceae. The transcript is spliced from 3 exons.